CAGCUCUCUUUCAGGCUCUCUGACCAGCAGCGAUCAUGAAAGCAUCAUCUGAAAGGAGCCUGAAGUCUCUGAACACGUCCAGGAGAACCGGCUGGACGCGCAAACGGAGUACCGAGGCGUAUUCCGCUUACAUUUACAAGAUCGAGAAGGAAGUGUCUGAGGACGUGAGUGACGCCGUCUCUUUGAUGCGCCGCCUGUCCGACGCGCACGCGCAGAUGAGCGCCGAGGCCGCGCGACUCUCCAAGUUCAACCGGCGACGCGUCAUCACGCAGCGAGAGCUGCACGCAGCCGCGAAAAAGCUCCUGAUGGCUGAGAUUUAAGUGUCGCAUUUAGACUUUUUAGAUUUAAUAAAGAUGUUUCCGCUUUUAAAAA
Molecule: messenger RNA, 372 nt
Organism: Carassius auratus (goldfish)
Lineage: Eukaryota; Metazoa; Chordata; Actinopteri; Cypriniformes; Cyprinidae
Product: histone H2B.1, sperm-like
Exons: 2
Coding region: 36-320 (94 amino acids)
Molecular function (GO): protein heterodimerization activity
Source: RefSeq, a predicted model, not a curated record